UCGGCAAGGGCGCAGAUAGCGGCGGCCACGCAGCAGGCCAUUGCAAACUUCAAGAAGGCCAUGGUGGUGAGAGGCUGGCGUCAAUUUUCGGACAGUCUUAAGCUCUAACCGCAGCAGAAAUUGAGUUGCGGUCGGACUUUUGAACCUUCUUCCUGCUUGGUCACAAGAUCCAGAGUACAGACACGAAACACGAAUCACAAAACAACUGACUGUUGACCCGUGUUGACUUUUUCCGCAUGAAAUUGGUAAUUUUCGUCCUCUGUGAUGUUGGCAAACAAGCGCAAUUUCAGUGCAGCCAACAAAAGAAAGCAAGCGAGGAAGCGAGUUGGCCAGCGAAACAAAAAACAAAAAUAAUAAAACCAUAAACGUCAGCCGGCCGAUAAAGAAGACAUGGAAGCGAUCUUCAGCAUACCUUUCAAGGUCCUUGAAGUUCCCAACCUUCGGAUCAAAAAGCCGUCAUGGAUCCACAUGCCCUCUGCAAUGACAGUUUUCGCCCUUGUUGUUCUUUCAUAUUUUCUGGUCACUGGAGGCAUAAUUUACGACGUAAUUGUGGAGCCGCCAAGUGUUGGAUCCACGACUGAUGAAAAUGGACAUUCAAGACCUGUUGCUUUCAUGCCUUACCGUGUGAAUGGACAGUACAUUAUGGAAGGUCUGGCCGCCAGUUUCCUUUUCACCAUGGGUGGACUCGGUUUUGUCGUCCUUGAGCAAACACACUCUCCAGCAACCCCUAAGCUAAACAGGCUCCUGCUCAUCUUUGUUGGUUUCAUCUGCAUUCUUGUCUCAUUCUUUACUUGCUGGAUUUUCAUGAGGAUGAAGUUGCCAGGAUAUCUUCAGUCGUAAUUCCGAUUCCUUGUUUAUCACAUUGAUGAAGAACUAAAUAUUGUUUGGUACUGCACACAGCGAGAUAGGGAGAAUGUGAAUCUUUUGUAAAUUUCCAAUAAAGCAUUUUAAUUUUAUUUUUAUCUAUGCUUCUUCUUAAAA
Neocloeon triangulifer is the source of this 981-nucleotide messenger RNA. RefSeq names its product oligosaccharyltransferase complex subunit ostc-B. The record is from RefSeq and is a predicted model, not a curated record. Gene Ontology annotation, cellular component: oligosaccharyltransferase complex. Lineage: Eukaryota; Metazoa; Arthropoda; Insecta; Ephemeroptera; Baetidae. The transcript is spliced from 5 exons. Bases 391 to 840 code for a protein of 149 amino acids.